CAUGGCGAUGGGCAGGAUGAGGUGAAGAGGAGGAGAGCAAAACACACACACACACACGGAGGGGGGGAAAGAAGGAAAAGAAAGAAGGGAAAAAAAAAAACAAGAGAGGAAAAAAGCGAGGAGAAACAAAAACAAAGGAGAAAAAGAAGGAAAAAUAAAGGCAAAGAGGGCCGGGGGAUGCAAGCAGAGCUGGCAGCGGCACCGCAGUAAUUCCCGUCCCUGCCCCCUCUCUCCCCGCAGCUCCAAAAAAAUUAAAAGCAAAAAAAAAAAGAGAGAGAAAGAAGGAAAAAAACCCAAAACCCCAAAGCAGCACCCGACCCAGCAAACCACCCAACCCGACAUCUCUGGCUUUUUCAUGGAGAGCAAAAACCCCAGGCAAGCGGAGGAGGACCGGGACUCCUGGGCGCGGAGACCUUUGCAUCAAAAUGCUGAUAGUCGAAAAAACGACUGACUACCCUUCGGCCGAGUACUCCUUGGUGGAGGAUGUAGCCCUCCACUUCACGUGUUUGAUGGACAGACUGAACGAGCAACGCCUCUUUCAGCCGGACCUGUGCGACGUGGACAUCGUGCUGGUGCAGCACAAGAGCAUCUUCCCGGCGCACAAAGGCGUUCUGGCAGCCUACAGCCAGUUCUUCCACUCCCUCUUCACCCAGAACAAGCAGCUGCAGCGCGUAGAGCUCUCUCUGGAGGCCCUCACCUCGCAAGGCCUCCAGCAGAUCCUCAACUUCAUCUACACCUCCAAGCUGCUGGUGAACUCCUGCAAUGUGCAGGACGUGCUGAACGCGGCCGCUGUGCUGCAGAUGAACAACAUCGCCUCUUCCUGCCAGGACCUGCUGGACACCCGCUCGCUCAGCCUGGCCGCCGACAUGGCCCUGCCCGCCGAGGGCUGCGCCGGGCCCCCGCCCUACUACUGCGAGAUCAAGCAGGAGGUGGAUGCCCCCCACCCCAAAAUCUACGCCCGGGAGGGCACCGACCCCUACUCGGUGCGGGUGGAGGACGGGACGGGCGGCGGGGCUCUGCCCGCGGGGCAGGCCAAGCAGUACUACAAGGAGGAGAAGGAUGGCGGCGCGGGCGCCGUGUGUAAGAUGGAAGGCGAGGAGUCGGAGGAGGACCUGGACGGCCAGGGCUCGUACAACCGGGAGCAGAUCAUCGUGGAGGUGAACCUCAACAACCAGACCCUCAACGUCUCCAAGGGCACGGAGGGGAAAGCGGCCGCCGGCGAGGCGGCCGUGAUGGGGAGGCCCGAGGGCGAUGGGCGCGACGCGGAGGAGGACGGGGAGGAGGAGAACGAGGAGGGAGAGGAGGAGGAGGAAGAGGAGGAGGAUGCAGAGGAGGAAGAGGAGGAGCACAGCGAGGAGGAAGACCUGGAGGAGACGACGGAAGAAGAGGACGACGACGACGACGACGAAGACGCGUCGGAGGCGAAAAGGGAAAAGGCCGCGCAGCCCCGCAGAGGCGCCCGGGCGGCCAAAGCCACCAAACCCACCGUGGCAACCCGCUCCCAGGAGAUGGCCAAGGUGGAGGAGGAGGAGGAGGAGGAAGAGGAAGGCCAGCGAGGGAGGAAGAGGAAAAAAGAGCAGGACAGUUUGGGCCAGAAGGUGAAGCUGGAGGAGAAGCAGCACUACCCGUGCAAGAAGUGCCCGCGGGUGUUCAACAACCGCUGGUACCUGGAGAAGCACAUGAACGUGACCCACAGCCGCAUGCAGAUCUGCGACAAGUGUGGCAAGCGCUUCCUGCUGGAGAGCGAGCUGCUGCUGCACCACCAGACCGACUGUGAGAAGAACAUCCAGUGUGUGACAUGUGGGAAGGGGUUCAAGAAGCUCUGGUCCCUCCAUGAGCACAACAAGAUUGUCCACGGCUACGCUGAGAAGAAGUUCUCCUGCGAGAUCUGUGAGAAGAAGUUCUACACCAUGGCCCACGUACGCAAACACAUGGUUGCUCACACCAAGGACAUGCCGUUCACCUGCGAGACCUGCGGGAAGUCCUUCAAGCGCAGCAUGUCCCUCAAGGUCCAUUCGCUCCAGCACUCUGGGGAGAAGCCUUUUAAAUGCGAGAACUGCAACGAGCGCUUCCAGUACAAGUACCAGCUGCGCUCCCACAUGAGCAUCCACAUCGGCCACAAGCAGUUCAUGUGCCAGUGGUGUGGCAAGGACUUCAACAUGAAGCAGUACUUCGACGAGCACAUGAAGACACACACGGGAGAGAAGCCCUACAUCUGUGAGAUCUGCGGGAAGAGCUUCACCAGCCGGCCCAACAUGAAGCGGCACCGGCGGACGCACACGGGCGAGAAGCCGUACCCCUGCGACGUCUGCGGCCAGCGCUUCCGCUUCUCCAACAUGCUCAAGGCCCACAAGGAGAAGUGUUUCCGCGUCACCAACCCUUUGGCUUUGGACACGGCUGCCCCGCAACCCGCCACCAGCCCGGCCCCGCUGCCCCCAGGCCCCGGCGUGUCCCCUCUGCCCCUGCCGCUGCUUCAUCCCCUCCCACAGAGCCUCCCUCCUCCUCCUCACCUACCGCCACCCCCUCCCCUGUUUCCCGCGGGGAGGAUCAAUUCGAACAACAACUAGGUGCCCCCCGCCCCGGCCGUGUGCCCGCACGGACUGCUCUGCCCUUUGGGGACACCUCCCCUCCCCGGGGAGCCAAGGCUUCGCUUGCUCUCUGCCCCCCCUUUCCUCCUCGUUUUGGGGUUGUUUUGAUGCAUUUCCCCUCCUUUCUCACCUGGUGUUCUCUGUGGAGAGGGGGAGCGGGGUUCUUCUCCCCCACCGUGAAGAACGUGGUAGAGGGAGGGGAAGCGCCGUCCGUCCGUGAGGGUGUAGGUGAAAGGCAUCGCUCUCGGUUUCAUCCUCGUGGCAGGGUGCUGGUGGGGCUCAGAGGAGCAGGAUGCCACCCACGCUUGGCCAGGAGUGGAGUUCACCCCUCUCGUGUGCCCGGUGAACGCCUCCCACCGCUGGGGUAUUUAUAACCAGAUGAAAUCUAGCUUGUGGUGCUUGAAUCCCUGUACUGUAAAGCUGGUCUUUCAAUUCAGGCUCUUUUCCCAAGAGGUUGAGAGGUGGGUGACUGUGGAGGAGCCCCUGUCAGCCCUGUGACCCUUGGGGAGCAGAUGUCCCCGUUGGAAAGCUGUCACCGUGUGCUCCUUCGCUGCCCUCGCUGCGUCUUCCUUCCCCCUGAUGGGUUUUCUUCCUUGGUAGGUGAAAGCACAAACACAGUCUCGGGGCAUUGGCAGCUUGCUGACGGUUCGUUGUUGGGGUGCCCUAAGGGAGCUGGGCUCUGGAGGGCCCUUUCUGCUCAUCCCAGCAGGAGCUGAGCUCCUGGGAAUGCUCUGAAGUCCGGGAGGUGUCGCUGGGAGAGCUCCACUUGGCCUCGGGGCCGGCAGGAGGGUGGCCUGGGGCAGAGGAGCAGGACACUGCUGUUUCUCGGCAAAGUCAUCCCAGAAUAGUGCCUUAAACAAUCUGAAGAAACCCCUGAGUGAUGGCUGAGCUCCAGCUUGGGUCCUGCUGCAAAGUUGAGAGCUAAAGCAGGACCCUGUUCAGCCUGGUGACCGUGUCCCAUCCUCCAGCUCACUGCCUGCAUCGCUCUCCCAAGCGGCACCUCUCCCCGUGGGGUUGGCAUCAUUGCUCUGCUCUGGUUUAAGGGGGGCAGAGGGGACCAGGAAGGACUGUGAUUGUUUUGUUGAUGCCUCUUGGCGUUGGUUAGUGCUUCUCUGGUCACUUUGUUGAACUGGUUUCACUUACUGAGGCCGGCUUCAUGCUGGUGGAGGAGGAGAAGGCAGCUUUGCUGGCAGCUUUCUGUUGGAUGCAGGGGUCCAGGCUGAGUCUCUUGUGCUCUGCCCCAGGAUGUCUUGUCUUGGCCUGAUCAUGGUUGUGUGGAUUGUCUGCCUGGGGAAGUGUCCCCUUUGGGGCUGGGAAUGCUGCAGGGGCUGCAGAGCAUCUGCCACAGGCAGAGGGGUGAGUGCACUCUUGAGACCAGCACUGCAGAUGUGGGUCAGGUCAUGGAGGAGGUGGUGAACAGGGCUGUAGGUAGACAAGAGAGAGUGUUGAGUGGGUUGCAGGAGCUCUUUCUCAUUUGCAUCUCGUGCUGGGUGAUAGGGUGAGGGGACAGUGAGCCACAUCAGGCUCUGCAGGAAGUCUUGCUGUGUUGCCUCCUGGACCAAAUCAGCAAAGCACUGAGGCAGUGAUGAGAUUGUCCCAUCCAGAGGUGGGAUCAGCUUUGCUGACUGGGUCCAUGCAGGAGCAUUGGCUUGGUAGGGACAGGAGAGGGGAGCUUCUGUUCUCCUGAGUGCAAUUUGAGGUGAUGGGUCAGGUGGCUGGUGUCCCCUCCUGCUGAGCGGUGCCUCGUGGCUGACAUCUCUGGCAAGCUGGCUGCUCUUGUGGAUGUUGACACGUUGGAGCAACCAGUUGCUUUUCAUCCUCGUGUUAGCUGGGACCCUCUGGACUCACAGCACUGCAAUCAGUGCCAGUGAGCUCACUCUCAUUUCCAUCUGCUUUGAGUAAAAGGAAGAUGCUAUGGCAGAGCUGCCUCACCACAUUGACCUUUUCAGAUGUGUACCAAAGGCUUCUCUGCUCUCCUUCCUCCGUGACCCUGAGGCUCAUUGGGAUGGUGCAGAGCCUUCAGACACACCCAUGAGGGAUGCUUUUGGGGCUGUUGGCUUUCUGAAGGGACCAUGACCCAGACUGGAAGAUGACUGCUUUAGAGAAGCAUUCAGUGAUACCCUUGGACAAGUUGGAGGUCCAUGCUGUCUCCUCCUCCGCUGCCUUCCCAGAUCCCAUCUCCUCAGGCUCCCUUCUGCUUCUUUUCCCUCACACUCCCUCUUGAGAUGGGAUUGGGAGCCCUGCACUCCAAGGAGGGCUUACCUUGCCCUUAUGGUCUUCUGUGAUGGAGCCCAUCAGCUUGCCUAGCUGGUGGACUUCUGCCCCCAGGUCAACACCCACGUCAACAUGUGCUCCCUUGUACCGCUCACCUGGAGGUGGCUUUCCCUGUCCCUUUCCCAGUUCAUCCUCUCCCAUUGAGGACCUGUCCCUCUUGGAUGUCACUGUGAGAUGAGAGCACCUCACUGAGGUUAGAAGAGCAGCAGAAGGCCCAGUGACUGAUCCCAGCUGCGUCCCAUCCGCUUCGAGAGCCUGCUGGUAGAGCCACGUGGAGACGCUGAGAUGUGACCACGCACACAGCACUUUGGAGAACCAGAUCCCUGCUGCUCCCUCCCUUCCAAAGCCUGGGCAGUUCCCAGGAGCCCUCCAUGGCCUCUGAGCCCUUUUCCUCAGCCCCAGUUUGUCUCUUCAUGUCUGGUUUUCGUUGAUGGACUCAGAGCUCAAACGAGUCGCUCCCGCAGUGUCUUGUCCCGCGUCCAUCCCUCUUGGCCCCGCUGGGAUGGACAAGGCAGGAGGUGAGGGAGCUGAGUCCUUCAUUUUCAAGCUUUUUAUGUUGUUUUUGUUUUAACUCUUGCACCUUAAUCUCUCACAUCCCUCCUUUGACAGGCCCCAGGGGUGGGGAGGGGCUUUGAUUUCCAUUACGCGCGUCACGAUGCAACGUUCGGCUGACGACCCUGAACCCCACGCCUGUCUUGUGUUUGAAUCUUCCCCCUCACACACACACACUUCAUUUGAACUCUGGGGAGGGAGGGACUCAUGUGGGGAAGGUCAUUUGUUUUGGUUUCUAUAUCCCAGGAGCCUGGUAGCACAGACCAGUCGGCCUCAUAACGUCCGUGAGGCAGAGCUGGCCCUUUGGACCACAGCCAUAACCCCAGCGCAGU
Colius striatus (speckled mousebird) is the source of this 5746-nucleotide messenger RNA. RefSeq names its product zinc finger and BTB domain containing 47 (gene ZBTB47). NCBI's taxonomy places the organism in Eukaryota, Metazoa, Chordata, Aves, Coliiformes, Coliidae. Bases 426 to 2567 code for a protein of 713 amino acids. The record is from RefSeq and is a predicted model, not a curated record. The transcript has 6 exons. Gene Ontology annotation, biological process: regulation of transcription by RNA polymerase II. Gene Ontology annotation, cellular component: nucleus. Gene Ontology annotation, molecular function: protein binding; RNA polymerase II cis-regulatory region sequence-specific DNA binding; DNA-binding transcription factor activity, RNA polymerase II-specific.